Molecule: messenger RNA, 622 nt
Organism: Passer montanus (Eurasian tree sparrow)
Lineage: Eukaryota; Metazoa; Chordata; Aves; Passeriformes; Passeridae
Product: promotilin-like
Exons: 5
Coding region: 144-494 (116 amino acids)
Source: RefSeq, a predicted model, not a curated record
GCUGGACAGGGUCACAGGUGAGUGGCUGCCGUGCCUGGAUGGGUUUAUAAAGGGAGGAGAAGCAGCAGGAGCAUCCAGGUGUGACAGGAGGGAGAAGAGCUCCGACCUCCAGCGUCCUGUGGCUGCACUCCCAGGCUCUCAGGAUGGUUUCGAGGAAGGUGGUGGCCACUUUGCUGCUGGUGUCCCUGCUGUCCGUGCUGGCUGAGCAGACCCAAGGCUUCAUGCCCUUUUUCACCCAGAGUGACUUCCAGAAAAUGCAGCUGCAGGAAAAGGAGAGGAACAAGGCAGGGCAGAAGAAAUCCCUGAGCUCGCUGCAGCAGCUGGAGGAGGAAGGUUUCUCUGAGCAAUCUGGUGUGGAUGUCAAUGCAGCCAAGACCCUCCAGCAAGCCCUUCCUGUCAGAGCUUGGCUCACCCCAAGGCAGCUGGAAAAAUACCAAGAUGUCCUGGAGAAACUGCUGGCAGAGCUGUUACAGGACACCCCAGAUGCUGACUGAUAUCUGCAGGAUCAGAAGAGAAAGUGCUGGAGCUGCUCAAGCUGAAAGACUCCACUUAUGUAAACGAAAUUUGUGAGAGAGAUUAACAAAAUCUGAGGUGAGACAAUAAAUGUGCAACGUAAUUAAAA